This is a messenger RNA of Neohortaea acidophila, 1401 nucleotides long. RefSeq lists its product as uncharacterized. Lineage: Eukaryota; Fungi; Ascomycota; Dothideomycetes; Mycosphaerellales; Teratosphaeriaceae. The transcript has 4 exons. The coding region runs from base 453 to 1205 and encodes 250 amino acids. The record is from RefSeq and is a predicted model, not a curated record.
GCAGGCCGUAUCGUCUCAGGAUCCGCCGUUACACCCGGGUUGUGCUUGGCAGCUUGGAGCCUCUGCAGAUCUUCGCGUGGCUGUGGAACUCGGCUUUGCUUCGACGCCUUCACGUAGACAAGGCUUCCAAGCCUUCCUUAGCAUCGCCAUGGUCGACCCAUCACAACCAAGAUAUCGACCAGACCAACCGAUUGAACAAAUAAACGAUGGCAACGUGCAUUGUGGUUGCUCCGUAGUCGAUCGUCGGACUUAGGCGUACCCACGGAAUUAAGCUGGACAUUAUCGUAUCACCGCAACCUGCGAACCCAUCAUAAGUGAACGGAAAGCAUAUCACCUGCUUUGAAAGGCGCCAAUGUCACUGGGAAGCCUCAAUCAAUUUUAGGUGCUGCCUCUGAGAACGUAAUCGUUGAAGAGUACGCAUUGAUCCCAGCGACGGAGCUCAUGAAAGCACAAUGGCCGAGGAUAAAGCGAUUGUUUUGAUCACAGGCGCGAACGGGGGCAUAGGAUUCGCACUCGCGGCGCUGUUGAUGGCAGAUCCACACAAGCAUGUUCUUGUUGGAAGUCGAUCAGCCGAAAAAGGACAGCGUGCUCUGGCAGACCUUCAGCAGCAAGGUCUUCCUGGAUCUGUCGAGCUUGUCGUGUUGGAUGUCGCAAGCGAUGAGUCGAUUCUUGCAGCAGCGAAGCAGGUGGAAGCAGGUCAUGGCAGGCUGGACGCUCUCGUCAACAAUGCUGCUAUUGGCUCGCCAGAGGGCUCACGCGCAGAAGGCAUGGCGAGAUGCUUCCAAACAAACGCAACCGGACCCUACCUGAUGGUCGAAGCGUUCGCGCCUCUACUCAAAAAGUCCACUCGCACCCCGCGCAUCAUCAACGUCACCUCUGGCGCCGGAUCAGUCGCUCGGAGGAUGGAUCCCAACGGCCCAAGUUACAAUCUGGGGAUGUGGGGGAUCCAAUACGGCGCGUCCAAAGCCGCGAUGAAUCUCAUUACCGCCUAUCAAGCGGUCGUGUAUGGUGAGCAGGGGAUCAAGGUGUUUGCUUUCUCGCCUGGCUUUGUUGCGAGUAAUCUUGGGGCACACAAUACCGUUGAAAAUGGAGCGCAGGAGACUAGUGUUGGUGCGGCGCCGAUGGUAGGAAUUAUCGAUGGCGAGAGGGAUGCGGAGCUGCCUCGGAAUGGUUUCUUGAGGGCUAGUGGUCAGUCGCCGUGGUGAGGGACUGAAGCUGGUCUACGCAGCAUGGCUUUCUUGUCGUUUUCGCCUUGCCUGUAGAAGCUGGGGAGCGUCAUUAGAAAGUAGUCUGCGAUGAAAUGCACCGGUCGUUGUUGAUUGAGCGAAGCGCGAGCAAUCAUUUGAUGCUCAAAUCGGCAUAAUAUUACACGACUCCCCGAAUAAUCGAGCAAUCCAGUUC